This is a messenger RNA of Stegostoma tigrinum, 1463 nucleotides long. It is a transcript of the gene mrps33, whose product is annotated as mitochondrial ribosomal protein S33. Gene Ontology annotation, cellular component: mitochondrion. The coding region runs from base 168 to 488 and encodes 106 amino acids. Lineage: Eukaryota; Metazoa; Chordata; Chondrichthyes; Orectolobiformes; Stegostomatidae. The transcript is spliced from 3 exons. The record is from RefSeq and is a predicted model, not a curated record.
AAACACAGGUAACUGCGACACCCGGACAUCGAGAGGGGAUGGACACAGUUCCGGUGGAGAGCACGACCGAAUGGAAGGAGAGGCAAGAGCAAUGAGAGAAAACUGCCAAUAAAUCUGUUCCUAUAUAGCACUGAGUUGCUGCCUGCUGUCAUUUUGUUGAAGCUGUAAUGUCGAUGCUGUCCACUUACGCACGGCGUAUGAUGCGCCUGAGCUCACAGAUCUUUCACGAGGUUGUGCGACCCACUGAUGAGCGUUCGAUGAAAGUGGUGAAGCUGUUCAGCGAGCAGCCUCUAGCCCUGCAGAAACAGGUCUAUGACUGGUAUCCUCAGCACAAUCAGUACUAUGCUCUCAUGAAGAAGCUGCGACUGUUCGGUUUGUACAGGGAUGAGCAUGAGGAUUUCAAAGAGGAAAUGAGGCGACUCAGAAAGUUGCGAGGCAAAGGGAAGCCGAAGAAAGGAGAGGGCAAGCGAGCCCUGAAGAAGAAAUAGAGGUGGAUCAGAUCUGGCUGCAGACUCGCCCUCUGACUGGUCAGCUACAUCUGGCUGCCUCUCCCUAACUGCCCCUUUCUGUCAGUACUUUUAUUUUAAAAGAAAUGUGAAACGUGUCUUUGUCAUGUUUCUGCCCUUCUAACUUCCCCUUUCCCUUGCCCCAGCCUCUCUCCUCACAUGACACGUGCUGUUCUAUAUUCUAAAUGAAGCAGAGUUCUGGACCAAGCCUUGGAUCCAGGGGAGCAAGUCAAGUCAAGCUAAGCUAAGCUACUCAAUCACACCCCCCACCCCAGUUUCUGAUGCUGCUUUGGGUGCAGGUAUUAACCAAUUGAGAGUGGAAGCUGCCAAAUAGUAUGCCAGGUUACCUGAUGUGCCCCUAGUCAACUUGGCUUCAUUCAAGAUGCCAUGACUACUGAGGGCACCCUUACCUCGGGACUGGGAUGGGCACAAAUCGGUCAGAUUCCUCUCAAUCACUCACUCACCCUCGUCACGUUCUUCCUGUUAAUUUAGCGCAGCUUAUCCAAUUAUGUCACAAUAUGAUAGUGGGGAAAGCAGAAGUGACCAAUCCCAAGAACUAGAACAAGGAUUGAGCCCUUCCCUUUGGUGUAAGUAAGAACCACAGUCCAACCAGUUGAGUUGACAGCAGGUCUUUAGAUAACAGCCCAUAUGCCCCUUCAAUGUCAAGUGCCUAAGAGAGAUAGAGGGGUAUUGUGUACUCAUUUGACACCUGUACUUUUUUUCUGAUGAAUUGAUGGAGUACUAGGCAGCUUGUGAACCAAUAAUUGGGUUGAAUUGGAAGGUUCAACUACCUCAAGUCACUCAGUGUUAGGACUGUGUGUGUGAGACCACCUUCCAGGGAUGUGAAUGGGGUUAGCUGACGAACUCAUGCCAUUGUGAUUACAGCACAGUGACCUGAGCUGAAUUGGUGGCUGCCUCUGUACAAAUGCAUUGUAAUAAAUUCUGCACUGUAAUAAA